AUGGCUCGAUUCGACAGCCUGAACCGGAGCAAGAAGGAGAAAUAUGAGGCAAUGGAGGGUAGUCUUCCACCUACUCCUGCGGCUUCUCCACCUCCCCCUACAGAAGCAUCAUCACAAACUCGCAAUCGCCCGCUGGAGUUGACCUCGGAUCCCUCCUUACCACCAAGAACCAUACCACUUCGCCUUCCACCUUGCACAUCCUCUGCUUCAGAGAAGCUCGAGCAUGCCGAGAAGCUUGCUAUCCGGCAUGGACUUGGCCAGGACAUGCCAUCUGGUCAUGCUAGAGAGUUGCUCAAGACUAUGAAGGAGGCUCUGUCUAAGAGAGACUAUAAUUCGUGGUUGGAUGAUACGAGGGAGAAUCGUGUUGGUGCUAUCGAUACGGAUGAGUUGGACAGAAGGAGUGAUGAGCUGUAUGCAAGGUCGAAAAUUGGAGGCGGAGGGCGUGAUGUUUAUGAUCUCUGGAGAGGCAAGAGAAAUGGAAGAAGGAGCGAUGAUGACGGUACUAGUGGUACAGAGGAUGAAGCAGAAGCUAGUGAUGUGGUGGAAAGUCAUGAUCCAGAGAUUACCCCUGGACAAGAUGCAGAGGGCACCGAGCAGCUCAACAAUCACCCAGCUCAGGGUUCUCCUGGCAUAGGCGCCGCUCUGCCACUGGAUGGUGUUCAGUCUGGCUUCGUUGCAGCAACAGAUACGCAGCAACACUUACCCGAUGCCUCACACGAAACUACUAGUCGAGAGACAUCAGCAUCAGCCACCACGCCUCGAACACCACUAGAAGUCCCACCCCGGCCAGCACGACGCAUCCGAUCCGGUUCCGAGUCGACCGCUUCGACAACGUCGACCACAUCGACUGCCAGUAGCCAGCGCCGUAGACUACAAGGUGCGUUGCGACACAGCCUUGACGAAACCACCAAUGCCUGGAGUCCUCAGCGUGCCCGAGCUACUGCCACAGUCUGUCUGGCUCCACCUCUUUCCGACAAAAUCGGCCCAGUAUCGAACUUCCAGUCACUAACUACGCCAACUGAUGCGCACGGGACUGAGGUCGGCAAUAUCGAUAUUGGCCUUGAUGACGAGCUGGUGUCGCCUACUGCCACGAGCGCGCCUAUGACCAUGGGCCGUGAUGUAUCCCUGGCAUCGAAUACUCCGAGAAGCAUAUUGCGAAAUGGCUCCAUGUCUGCUUCGCAGCGAUCCGGAACCAGCUCAUUUGUAGAAACUGACCUGGAAGCUAAGCUCUCGGCACCCGCUGCGCCAGCUCGGUCAUCGACACGGACACCAGGGCAAAGCAUGAUUAGUAGCCUCCCGUCAACAACACUGAAAGGUGCAUCGGCCGAUGAGAAUGCUGCACCAUCUCGUGGACGUUCGAAGCGUGCUCAAAGCCCGGUCACUGCACAGCGAAGCCUCAGUACUGCGGCAGCUAGCAUGAAAUCAGCUGCACAACGCUCGAAGAGUCAGCGCCGAGCUGCUUUUCCGGAAGAACUGCGCAUGUCCAGUGGAAAUGCUCGGCGUCCAACAGCCCAGAUAGAUAGCGCUAUUGGGAAUGCCAAUCAAGGCACUAUCGGCGACGCAGCAAGACGCUCACAUGCCCAGGCAGGCAUCGACGAGAUUGACUGGGCUACGGGCACUGUCGAGGACCUUCCAGAGGAAGAGGCGCUUCGGGACGAGGCAAAAGAUACACGCAAAGACUCUGGGGGUGCUGACCUAGACGUUGUUUCUGCUGCUCACGAAUCCGAAGACGAUCAUGAUCAGGGAAAAAAUCAUGAUACUUCCCAACAUGAGGCUGACAGAGAAAGCAUCUUUGGAGAUCUUGAGGACAUGGCGCCGCAAUACGGUGCGGCACAAGAACUCGCGAGCACGGGAGGUAUCUCUAAUGACGUGGACGGGGUACAGAGCAUUCCUGGCGACCAUAUUGGUAUGACCUCGUCAAGACGAAUAAAACAAUCUACCGAAGAUGCAGGAACGGGCGACAACAAUUCGGCCUCGAAUAUAACGCAUGAAGGGCGAGCAGACAGGGAACAGGAAACUGAUCGUACCGCGGAUGUUCAAGGAUCCCCGAGGACUGACAAAGGCAAGCGCCGAGCUACUUCCAGCGAAAUAGCAAUUCAGCAGUACCGUGAAGAACAGCAACGCUGCUCGGCUCGCAGACUUCCAGAGCCUGUUCCGUCGCACGUACCAGAUUUCAUAGAGAAAGAAACUGAGAUGGACGAAGAGGACUCUCCUCCUGAAUUGGUGGAAGACAACGGCGAGGACGCGGAAGACGAGGAUAUGGACCAGCCAAGUCGACCAGUCUUUGGACCCGAGACACGAGCACAACGCCAUGAGCGACACGUCCAGGAACAGAUGCUAGUUGACGCCAGAUACCACGAGCGCUUUUCCCCUCCAGACUCACCAGAGCGAUCUCCUUCGCCUCCGCGGAGUCCGGCGUCGACAAGGCGGAGGUUGCAGGACCUUCAGCGUUUCGCGACGAGGACGACUGGAUCAAUGCGCGGAGGCUUUGAUCCGCGGUAG
Molecule: messenger RNA, 2502 nt
Organism: Recurvomyces mirabilis
Lineage: Eukaryota; Fungi; Ascomycota; Dothideomycetes; Mycosphaerellales; Teratosphaeriaceae
Exons: 1
Coding region: 1-2502 (833 amino acids)
Source: RefSeq, a predicted model, not a curated record